UCACAUGAAAAGUCUAGAAUUUUUGGUAUUGGCCCAGUCAUAAAACACCAUUUUGCAAGCGCAUCUAGCAGCGUGGCCUAAGUUACCAGGGGACCAUGGUAGGCAGGUUCUUCCUGGCAAGGCCAGGUGAUGUCCACCAGCAAGAAUCUGACUCAAUUGCACUUCUCUCGGGACCCCCCUCCUGUGGGAAGACCUCGUUGCUAUUCCAGUUUGCAAUCAACUCAGCGUUAGAAUGCAGCUCUAGCAAUCGUAAAGUGGUUUUUAUAUGUAACCGGCGAAGGCUAGAAAACAAGCCCCCUUAUUUGUACCAGGGCAUUGAUCCAUCCUCUGAUGUCUUUCAGCGAAUAAAAAUGAAAUAUGCUGAUGAUGACGAUGGAAUCAAGAAGUACUUCGCUGCAUUUCACCUUCACGACACGUUUCCAGCUGCAGUUAUCGUUGAUGAUUUUGGAGAUUUCUUCCAAGAAAGGAGCUGUCAAGAGAGAUAUGGUAAUCCUCGUGGAAGAGACUUGGCAAUGGUUCGGACUCUAGCUUUGUGUCAAAAUGCAAUAACCCAUGCAUGUAAAAAAGGGCCUUGCAAGCUUUUACUAUCUGAUACGCACCAUGGGGACUCUCCAAGGUUGCUAUUUAUCUACAAGAGGUGGAUUCCCGCCAUUUUUACAGUCAAAGGUGAUGGUACCGGAUCAUUUCUAUUGAAAUAUAACAAGUAUUCAGGAAAUGGCAGUUCUAAGAGCCAAAGAAUAGCAAAGUACUCCAUAGCGUUCCAGUAUUUGUUUUUGGAGGAGAUCACUGAGGAUGGUGAUGAUGAACAGUAGUACUGUUACCAAACUUCAUUGAGAUGUAGAAUAUUAAAAGAACCCACCUUGGUGGAGGUUCUUUGAAGGGAUUGCUGAAGACUGAAGAUGGUGAAUAACAACGUUGUUGGUUGAUUUCAUUUCACUAGAUUUUGGUACCCGAAUCUGUCCACACUCAAUGAAAUCUGCAAUUUUAUUGAUUAACAUGUUGAUCUGAUGUGUACAUUCAAGUUGUGCCUUCAUAGGGUGUUUUAUAGUUGAUACCUAUUGUUGUCAUUAUGUCUCCUCUUGAUCACGUUUUCAGAUCUUCAACAAAUGAGUUUUUUAACUGAAAUGUAGAUUCACUUCUUCUACUCUGGUUUUUGGUAAACUACACUGCAAAUUUGUGAGGCCCUGCCUUUCUAAAGCUCAAUAGUAACUGCCUUUCACUAUAAAAAGCAGUAUCUGCUGAUUUGCACUUGUUUCCUACCCGCUUUAUCUCUGUUGAUGCAAAGUUGGGAUCAUCAUGCUUAGAUUUCUAUCAAAUUGCAUCCCAGAAAUGAUAUAAAUAACAUAAGCAAGGGCCGUGAAAGAAGCAAUAGAGGCAGUGAUGGUUGUAAUCCAUUAUGGUAGCCGAUUCUAAUGACAGCAUUUGCUCGGCUGAAUUGUGGAAUGGUGAUGUUGAUUUGUACAAAUUGUAUGUUUGGUAAGAGAGAAAAAUAGUGUUUUCUAUGACAGGGUUUUUUCCCUUUUGUCCCGACCUCAACCAGCAGUCUGUGCGAGAUGAAUUUCCUUAAAAUGUUUAGACAAUUGCCAUUACUCUACGGAAAAAAAAGUUCAUGAUAGCUUCAAAAUCAGGAUCAUUAUUCAACAGCUAUGUCAGAUGCACACAACAAAGUCAAGUCAGUCGGUU
This is a messenger RNA of Theobroma cacao (cacao), 1683 nucleotides long. Its product is annotated as tRNA dimethylallyltransferase. Gene Ontology annotation, molecular function: single-stranded DNA binding. The record is from RefSeq and is a predicted model, not a curated record. Gene Ontology annotation, biological process: double-strand break repair via homologous recombination. Gene Ontology annotation, cellular component: Shu complex. Lineage: Eukaryota; Viridiplantae; Streptophyta; Magnoliopsida; Malvales; Malvaceae.